AUGGCUUCCGAAAUCCCAAAUUGGAGGGUUCGUACUUCUUUGGAUUCAUCUUAUAUUAUUGGAAUGAAUCGUUUGUUGAGAGAAGAUCAUGUUCUACGAAUUUGUGAGACACCUUUCAGGUGGUGUGUGUACCUACAUGAAAAGGUGGACAUAAACUGUGAGUUAAUUAAGGUGAUGUCUGAGUGGUAUGUUGGGGAACGUGUCCGUGACCUGCCCGAAAUCAAAGCUGCAUUUGAGUUGUUUGAUGGAGGGAUAGGUGUACCGCAGUUGCCAAAACGAUGUAGAGUUAAUGAAGCUGUAGAUGAUAGCUCCGAUGAUGGCACCUUUGAAGCAAACCUUGAGGAGACAUUGAAGAAGAAUAAUGAAGAAAUGAUGGCGUUGUCUUCAAGGCUAGUUUUUUUGAAGAAUGAGGUAUGUAAAAUUCGUGAGAUUCCAAUUGUGGAUGAAGAAGGUGUUGGAGGACUUGAUGAAGAACCUUUAGGUGAAGAAGGUGUUGGAGGAGUUGAUGAAGAACCUUUAGGUGAAGAAGGUGUUGGAGGAGUUGAUGAAGAACCUUUAGGUGAAGAAGGUGUUGGGCGAGUUGGUGAAGAACCUUUAGUUGAAGAAGGUGUUGGAGUUGUUGAUGAAGAACCUUUAGGUGGUGAAGAAGGUGUUGGAGGAGUUCAUGAAGAACCUUUAGGUGAAGGUGUUGGAGGAGUUCAUGAAGAACCUUUAGGUGAAGGUGUUGGAGGAGUUCAUCAAGAACCUUUAGGUGGAGCUUCCAAUGAAGAACCUGUGGCUGAAUUUGAACAAGAAGUUCAAAAGGUUAUUAAAAUUGUUGAAAUUGUUGAAUAUGAACAAUCAGAUGCACCGCAACCAAUGGCAAUCGAACCUCUGCGUGCAGUUGCUGGUGAUCCAAGGCCUAACGUCAAUGCUGACCAACUCUACAUCGCCGUUGGCGUAAGGGAUAGACCGCACAGGUAAGUAAUGAUAACUUAGUUUAAUGUAUUGUUUUGGGAAUAGUUGUUUAUUGAAAAGUACAUUUGUUUUU
This is a messenger RNA of Vigna radiata var. radiata (mung bean), 1030 nucleotides long. RefSeq lists its product as uncharacterized. NCBI's taxonomy places the organism in Eukaryota, Viridiplantae, Streptophyta, Magnoliopsida, Fabales, Fabaceae. The record is from RefSeq and is a predicted model, not a curated record. Bases 1 to 963 code for a protein of 320 amino acids. The transcript is spliced from 4 exons.